Molecule: messenger RNA, 1927 nt
Organism: Anthonomus grandis grandis
Lineage: Eukaryota; Metazoa; Arthropoda; Insecta; Coleoptera; Curculionidae
Exons: 2
Coding region: 276-1520 (414 amino acids)
Source: RefSeq, a predicted model, not a curated record
AAUACUUAAAUAAUUCUUCUAUAGUUUUUAACCAUUACCAGACGUUGUGGAGUCCCAGAGACUCCCAGAACUGUGUUAACACGUAUUCAUAUUUAGCCUUUUAUCCCAGCGCGGCACGCUUUUUAAGCCGGGCGUCCACCGAAAGCGGUGCUGUGCUGUGCUGCGUUGGGCUAUGCUGUGCUGUGCUGGGCAAAGCUGUAGUUGGACAGUCCACCAAAAGUUUGUCGUGCGUUAGCAAGCAUAAUAUGAUCUUAUAAAUUAUUAAUCUUUUAAUUAUGUUUAAUAAUAUAGAAAUUGAAAAGAAUCUUUUUGAUUUAAGUUCAGAAGAGGAUGAUUCCGAAGAUGAGCAUACAAAUAAUUUAUUAAGUUGUAUGCUUAUGGCGGAUAAAAGAAAACACAGAUUUUGGAUAUCAAAUCAUUUAGUAGAGCGAAAACAAUUUGGCGAAUUUCAUAAAUUAAUUCCAGUGUUAAGUGAUGAGCAGUUUAAAAAUUACUUUAGGCUUUCUAGAGCUCAGUUUGUGGAAAUUCAUGAAUUAAUAAGAUUUGAAAUUAUAAAGCUUAAUACGAACUACCGAGAAAGUGUCACAACAGAGGAGCGUUUGGGUGUAUGUUUAAGAUUUCUAGCGACGGGCGAUUCCUACAAAACAAUUGGAUAUAGUUUCCGUUUAGGAGAAAGAACUGUCUCAAAGAUAGUUAAUGAAGUUUGUUCAUCCCUUUGGUCCCAGUUGCAACCGACACUCAUGAAAAUGCCCGACCAAGAGUCUUGGAAAGCCUAUGAAUUGGAAUUUAGAGAACGAUGGCAGUUUCCAAAAUGUGUCGGUGCUAUAGACGGCAAGCAUGUGGUUAUAAAAGCCCCACCGAAUUCAGGUUCAUCGUUUUUUAACUACAAGAAAACUUUUUCUGUAGUAUUGAUGGCCAUAGCAAGUGCCAAUUAUCAACUGAUUGCAGUCGACAUUGGGUCAUCAGGCAGAUUUAGUGACGGGGGAAUAUUUGCUGAUAGUCCUAUUGGGCGAAGGUUAAAAACAAAUUCGUUUAAUUUUCCUGAACCUAGUCUCAUGGAAAAUUAUAAUGAAUAUAAUUUUCCCUUCGUAUUAGUCGGAGAUGAGGCAUUUCCGCUCAUGGUAAAUCUAAUGAGACCAUUUCCAAGACGAUCUUUAAAUAAAGAAAAUCGUGUUUUUAAUUAUCGCUUGAGCAGAGCUAGACGAGUUAUAGAAAAUACUUUCGGUAUAUUGGCAGCAAGAUUUCGAAUCUAUAAACGUCCAUUGGAAUGCAAAUUGGAGAGUAUAGAUAGCAUAAUUAAAGCGACCUGUGUUCUACAUAAUUAUUUAGGCACUAGGGAAGGUAGAUCGCCUAAUAUAAAUGAAGAACAAUUAGGAAAAAGUUUGCCUGAAAAUCAGUGGUUGCCAUUAGCACAUAGAGGUGUAAGAGCAACAGCUGAAUCUUUUGCCAUAAGGCAGAACUUUUGUAACUACUUUAACUCUGACACAGGAAGGAUUCCGUGGCAAGAUAAAAUUAUGUAAAUAACCAGGAGUAAUAAAACAAAUUGUCGUACGUUUUGUAUUUAUUUUAAGUAUCCUGUACCAAAUUUCUUGAAUAAAUGGUUCUUUUCGAGUUAAAAUAAAGAAUAAAUAAAAAUAAAUAUUAAAAUUUAACACCCUAUACCUUAGUAACCAUUUACUUUAGGUAAGUAUGGAAUAUAGAUAAAUAAUAUAGGUAUACAGGGUGUUUUACGUAACCACACUACUGUAAACUACACCCCUACUCGCUUAUUUUGAAUGAAACAGCCUAAUAUUGUUACUUUUUUGGAUUUCACAUUUCACACUAGAUUCUAAAAACUUUAAUGUAUCACACUUUUAUCUUUAUCCAACUGUUUUUAAAAUACAGGAUGCCAAAUAAAUAAUAUAGUGACUUUUACGACUUUAUGGGA